Molecule: messenger RNA, 2462 nt
Organism: Pungitius pungitius (ninespine stickleback)
Lineage: Eukaryota; Metazoa; Chordata; Actinopteri; Perciformes; Gasterosteidae
Gene: galnt11
Product: UDP-N-acetyl-alpha-D-galactosamine:polypeptide N-acetylgalactosaminyltransferase 11 (GalNAc-T11)
Exons: 12
Coding region: 182-1933 (583 amino acids)
Biological process (GO): regulation of Notch signaling pathway; protein O-linked glycosylation
Cellular component (GO): Golgi apparatus
Molecular function (GO): polypeptide N-acetylgalactosaminyltransferase activity; Notch binding
Source: RefSeq, a predicted model, not a curated record
ACGUGUAACGCUGUGACAACACGGAACUAUUCCGCUGUGUUUAUAUCCGGCUCGGCUGCUGCAUUCAAACCUCCACUGGAAAUCCUGCUAAUUUAAGCCUCAGCUGACCUGCGGCCUUAGUGCCGCUGAGCAAACUGCUGAUGACACUGGUGUGAUGUAAGGCGAAGCCCGCUCGGCCGCCAUGGCCAGUGUCACCUUAAGGUAUUUCUGUUACGGCUGCCUCGUCACCUCGGCGACCUGGUCCGUCCUCCUCUUCCUGUACUUCUCUCUGGGGGCGGAGCCAGGCCGUGGCAGGACCCCUAUGCAGCACCGCAGCCAGCCAAUCACCAAACUACCCGUUAACCGGAAGUCGGGGCUUCGGCCUAUGCUGGCCAAUCAGGGAGGGGAGCUGUCGCCAGAGAUGGGAAUGAUAUUCAACGAAGCGGAUCAGGAAGUGAGGGACAGCGGUUAUCACAGACACGCCUUCAACGUUCUCAUCUCCACCAGACUAGGAAACCACAGAGAGCUGCCGGACACCAGAGACUCCCAAUGUCGGGAUAAGGUUUACUCUCUGGCUCUACCUUCUGCCAGCGUAGUGAUCUGUUUCUUCAACGAGGCGUUCUCCGCCCUGCUGAGAACGGUCCACAGCGUGCUGGACCGGACGCCAGCUUACCUGCUGCAUGAGAUCAUCCUGGUGGACGACCACAGUGAGCUAGAGGAGCUGAAGGACAACUUGGAUCGGUACAUCAAGAAGGAGCUGCAAGGGAAAGUGAAGCUGGUGAGGAACCGGAAGAGAGAAGGACUCAUAAGGGGACGCAUGAUAGGGGCCUCACAUGCAGCUGGGGAGGUGCUGGUCUUCCUGGACAGCCACUGCGAGGUGAACCAGGCGUGGCUUCAGCCUCUGCUGGCCCCCAUCCAGAAGGACCGGCGCACCGUAGUCUGCCCGGUCAUCGACAUCAUCUCCGCCGACACGCUGUCCUACUCUCCCUCCCCCAUCGUUAGGGGGGGUUUCAACUGGGGGCUGCACUUCAAGUGGGACCCGGUCCCCCCUGCUGAGCUCAACAGCCCCGAGGGAGCCACUGGACCCAUCAGGUCUCCCACCAUGGCAGGUGGUCUAUUCGCGAUGAACAGGAAGUAUUUUAACGAACUCGGCCAAUACGACGCUGGCAUGGACAUCUGGGGUGGAGAAAACCUCGAGAUCUCCUUCAGGAUCUGGAUGUGCGGGGGGCAGCUGCUCAUAAUCCCCUGCUCCAGAGUGGGUCAUAUCUUCAGGAAGAGGCGACCCUACGGCUCGCCGGGGGGACAGGACACCAUGGCCCACAAUUCUCUGCGGCUAGCGCACGUAUGGAUGGAUGAGUACAAGGAGCAGUAUCUGUCCCUGCGUCCAGAGCUACACGAACGCGCCUACGGAGACGUCAGUGAGCGCGUGGCACUGAGGAAACGCCUGCAGUGUCACACCUUCCGCUGGUACCUGGACACGGUCUACCCUGAGAUGCAGACUGUGGCCAACGGCAACAAGCAGCCGCCACUCUUCAUCAACAAGGGCCUGAGACGCCCCACAGUGCUGCAGAGAGGACGGCUCCGUAACCUAGCAACCGGGCGUUGUCUGAUGGCCCAGGGCCGAGCCAGCCAGAAGGGGGGAGUCGUUGUCCUGCGACCAUGUGACCCCCGAGAUCCUGAACAGGAGUGGGCCUACGACGAGGAGAGUCAGCUGGUCCUGGCUGGUCUACUGUGCCUUGAUGUGUCCGAGGUCAGGACCUUUGACCCCCCUAGACUAAUGAAGUGUCACGGUUCGGGGGGUUCGCAGCAGUGGAGCCAAGGGAAGUCCAACCGUCUUUACCAGGUCUCGGUUGGUCAGUGUCUCUCCGUUGCUCAGCCAAUCGGGCCCAAAGGUUACGUCUCCAUGGCGAUAUGUGACGCCUCUCAGGCCCAGCAGUGGCAGCUGGAGGUUUGAGGAGGACGAAGCUCAGAGGCAAUCAGGUUUUAUGGACACUUUAAGGUGUCCGUCUUCACUUUUCAAAUCAGCUUUUAUGAACCAUCAGAUUUUAUUUAGUAUUCAAGUUUCUCUAUUUUUAAUCGGACAAGUUCCAACUAAGACUUGAAAAACAUCUGGCCUGGAACAUCCUGGAAUACCCUGGAAUACUCUGGAUUAGGAGUUUUUAUUUCAGUGUGGACCGAAAGAAGAUUUUAACAUCCUGCAAUGAACUUUGUGGACUGUGAGAGAAAAGAGACUCCACACUGUAGACAGUAAGGACAAUAGAGACGUUAGAGACUGGACGAAACAGACUGUAAAGAAUAUGAACAAAACCCUUUUAAAGUAGGAUUACUUCAAUCAGUAUUAGAUUAUUUUUAAAGCAAUAGAUUACUUUGUAGGUUUUAGAAACCUUUGUGUUUAUUCAUAUUUAUAUACAAAAAAGGCAAUAAAAACGGUAGAGACAAGUCUCAGAUUUAUUGGUGUACCUGAAUAAAGACGUGUUGAUUGA